Messenger RNA from Periconia digitata, 4582 nucleotides. NCBI's taxonomy places the organism in Eukaryota, Fungi, Ascomycota, Dothideomycetes, Pleosporales, Periconiaceae. The record is from the annotation of a GenBank genome assembly.
CCCAUCCAGCGAGUGAGCUCCGCAAGCUCCAACUGCUUCUUCCCUCCACAACCUUCCGUCGCCAUGGCUCUCUGUGGGCGUCUGGCACGUCGCGCGCCUGCUCUCACAGGCCAAUUCCGCUCCAUUGGCCCCUCGCUCGCAUCUCGAUCUUUUGUUUCUCGCGCGUCGAGGCCUCUGACCGCCCUCAAGACUCCAACUGAGUCACAGCACGCCGCAUACAGACAGCUGCGUGCCUUCACAAAGGUUUCGGCCUCCUUCAACAAGACCCAAGAGGCCCCUAAUGCCCAGGCCUACCUCAACAGCGGCGCAAUCGCGGGCGCUCGCGAUCUCGUUGACGUCAAGAAGGUUUUGGUCAUUGGCAGUGGAGGUUUGAGCAUCGGUCAAGCUGGCGAGUUCGACUACUCUGGAUCCCAAGCUCUCAAGGCUCUCAAGGAGGCUGGUGUUCACUCUGUGCUCCUCAAUCCUAAUAUUGCGACCAUCCAAACCUCGCACGUGCUCGCCGACGAAAUCUACUACUUGCCCGUUACCCCCGAAUAUGCCGAAUACGUCAUCCAGAAGGAGAAGCCUGACGGCAUCUUCCUCAGUUUUGGUGGGCAGACCGCUCUGAAUCUUGGUGUGCAAAUGAACAAGAAGGGCAUUUUCGAAAAAUACGGCGUAAAGGUCCUCGGAACUAGCGUGAAGACGCUUGAGACCAGUGAGGAUCGUGACUUGUUUGCGCGAGCCUUGGAUGAGAUUGAUAUUCCCAUCGCCAAGUCCAUUGCUGUGUCCUCCAUUGAUGAGGCUCUUGAGGCUGCCGAGAAGGUUGGCUAUCCCAUUAUUGUCCGCGCCGCCUACGCCCUCGGUGGUCUUGGAUCUGGGUUCGCCAACAACGCCGAGGAGCUCCGUGACCUCUCUGCGCGGUCCCUCACUUUGUCUCCUCAGAUCUUGGUCGAGAAAUCACUCAAAGGCUGGAAAGAGGCUGAAUAUGAGGUAGUCCGCGAUGCAAGCGAUAACUGCAUCACUGUCUGCAACAUGGAGAACUUUGAUCCACUUGGGGUACACACUGGUGACAGUAUUGUUGUUUCUCCUAGUCAAACGUUCAGCGACGAGGAGUACCACAUGCUCCGUUCGGCAUCUAUCAAGAUUGUACGACACUUGGGCGUUGUGGGCGAGUGCAAUGUUCAGUAUGCGCUCCAGCCUGACGGCUUAGACUACAGGGUCAUUGAGGUCAACGCUCGUCUUUCUCGCUCUUCUGCGCUUGCUUCCAAGGCUACCGGUUAUCCUUUGGCAUACACCGCUGCCAAGAUUGGCCUCGGCCACACUCUCCCUGAAUUGCCCAACGCGGUUACGAAGACCACCACCGCCAACUUUGAACCCAGUUUGGACUAUGUUGUCACGAAGAUGCCUCGGUGGGAUUUGAGCAAGUUCCAGAACGUGAAGAGGGAUAUUGGCAGUUCCAUGAAAUCGGUCGGUGAAGUCAUGGCCAUUGGACGAACUUUCGAGGAGUCGUUCCAGAAGGCAUGCCGACAAGUCGACCCCAAGUUCCUGGGUUUUGAGGGCGAAAAGUAUGGCGAGAGUCUAGACGAGGAACUCAAGAAUCCCACCGAUCGCCGAUGGCUGGCUGUUGGCCAUGCCAUGUAUGUCGAGCGCUACACGGUCGACCAGAUCCACGAGCUGACCAAAAUCGACAAAUGGUUUCUGUACAAGCUUCAGAACAUUGUCGACUGCACCUUUGAACUCGAGGAGAUAGGCAGCUUGUUCGGCCUCAAGAAGGAGGUCAUCCUAAAGGCCAAGAAGAUGGGCUUCUCCGACAAGCAGAUUGCAAAGGCCGUCAACAGCACCGAGGACGAGGUGCGCGCCCGCAGAAAGAGCUUCGGCAUCAGGCCCUGGGUCAAGAAGAUUGACACCUUGGCUGCAGAGUUCCCGGCCAACACGAACUAUUUAUACACUACCUAUAAUGCAUCGUCGCACGACGUUACCUUUGACGAUCACGGUGUCUUGGUUCUCGGCAGCGGUGUGUACCGAAUUGGAAGCUCUGUCGAGUUUGAUUGGUGCGCGGUCAAUGCUGCGCUGUCGCUGAACAAGCUUGGGAAGAAAACUGUCAUGAUCAAUUAUAACCCCGAAACUUACUCUACUGACUUCGACGUUGCCGAUAAACUGUAUUUCGAUGAGCUUAGCUACGAGCGUGUCAUGGAUAUCUACGAACUCGAGACUGCUAGCGGAGUAGUCGUCUCUGUUGGAGGCCAGCUUCCUCAGAACAUUGCCCUCAAGCUCCAAGAGUCUGGAAAGGCCAAAGUGCUUGGUACAGAUCCUGUUGAUAUUGACAAGGCUGAGGACCGCCACAAGUUUUCUUCAAUUCUUGACUCCAUUGGUGUCGAUCAGCCUGCAUGGAAGGAGCUUACCUCUUACGAGGAUGCUAAGAAAUUUGCCCAAGACGUCGGAUACCCUGUCCUCGUCCGUCCUUCCUAUGUUCUCUCCGGUGCUGCUAUGACUGUCAUCCGCAGCGAAUCUGAACUUCAGGCCAAGCUCACGGCUGCUGCCAACGUUUCCCCUGAUCACCCUGUUGUCAUUACUCAAUUCAUUGACGGAGCACAAGAAAUCGACUGCGAUGCUGUAGCCUCCAAUGGCCAGGUUCUUGUCCACGCUGUCAGUGAGCACAUAGAGAAUGCCGGUGUUCACUCUGGCGAUGCUACGCUUGUUCUCCCUUCCGUUCAUCUCGAAGACAGCAUCAAGACCCGCGUCAAGGAGAUUGCAGACAAGGUCGCCAAGGCGUGGAAUAUCACCGGACCCUUCAACAUGCAAAUCAUCAAACAAGAUGUCGAGGGUCAGGAGCCCAAACUCAAGGUCAUUGAGUGCAACCUUCGCGCUUCUCGUUCAUUUCCCUUCGUCAGCAAAGUCCUCGGAACCAACUUCAUCGAUGUUGCUACCAAGGCUCUUGUUGGCCGUGAUGUCCCCGAGCCUGUGGAUCUUAUGGCUGUCGACCGUGACUACGUCGCUACCAAAGUACCUCAAUUCUCCUGGACUCGUUUGGCUGGCGCCGACCCCUUUUUGGGUGUUGAGAUGGCAUCCACUGGUGAAAUGGCUUGCUUCGGCAAGGACCUAAUUGAAGCCUACUGGGCGUCAGUACAAUCGACCAUGAACUUCCGCCUUCCUCUUCCGGGAGAGGGACUCCUGUUUGGCGGUGAUGUUGAAUCUGGAUACCUUGUCCAAGCCGCCAAAUAUAUCCAGCCUUUGGGCUACAAGUUCUUUGCUGCUAACCAGGAUGUCAAGAACCUCCUUGAGACCAACGUUGAGGGUGCUAACGUCGAAGUUAUUGAAUUCCCCAAGCAGGAUAAGAGAGCACUCCGCGAGGUAUUUGAAAAGUACGAUAUCCGCGGUGUCUUCAAUCUGGCCAAAUACCGCGCCAGCUCCUUGGUGGAUGAGGACUACGUGAUGAGGCGCAAUGCUGUCGACUUCGGCGUGCCCCUCUUCAUGGAACCCAAGACCGCUGUUCUGUUCGCUCAAUGUAUGAACGAGAAGCUGCCCAAGAAGGGUGGCAUUCCAUCUGAAGUCAGGUCUUGGAGUAACUUUGUCGGUGGCCGACCAUUGUAAACAACACUGGCUGAUUCCGACAACGGCAUGAUGUCAUUACUAGUUGACGCAGUAAAGAACCAGUAAACAUGUAAAAAAAGUGCGGUAUUGUGCCGAAAAACCGAACAAUCUUACCGUAGCUAUACAGCAUAACAAGAAGAUGCGGACCACAGCAUCGCAGAUCUGCAAGAGAGAAAGCACGGAACGGCGUCGUACCCCUGUAGCAGAGUGGGUGUGUGUUUUUUACAUCAUGUAUGAAGAGAAGAAGGAUAUUCUGGUGUAUUUCUGAUUUAUUGUGCGGCGAGCGAUGUUAUACUAUUUCCCUUCUACCUACUCUCUAUUCCACUCCUCUGUUUGAUCUAUGUAGUCUGUCUGGGUAUUUUUUCAAAAAAGCAAAGGAAGGCUGGUUUGGAAAACUUGGAGUUUCUUCUUUACAUUUAUUGGCUUCCUACCUCAUUUUAGUUCGCAAGUACUACAGAGAAGAAAGGAAUGAAAAUUGUGAUCAAAUUAAUCAAUCAAUCAAUCGAGUAUUAAAGUCCUCUGUCGGACGAAUGAUACACAGUCGCCAAAGCAUUACCUGCAUAGACUGGUUCUCACCGUACCAUCCCAUCCCCAUUUGUGUAUAUAUUCGUCGGCAGCUACAUUUACGGCUACAAGUAAUUUCUGCUAUUUCUAACUUAUCAAAUUCCACACGCGUUGUUGUGCAUUGUUUACUUCUUUGUGCGGACACAUCAGUUCCGUUAUCAUCACUCAACAUGUGUUCAGUCUUGGGUCAUUGGACAGAUCGCUAUGUUGUGGUAGCUGUGUAGUGCCGAAUCUCAUAGAUUGCGAUGAGUUUAGAUCCCAUUAAUUUUUUCAUGCGUUUGUAGAUGUAAAGUUGCAAACAACUCUGCCUUGACAUCUGCCUCUUACCGUUACUCUGCCCGUUCACGAGCCUAGACUAUACUUCCCCUUGCUUGCCCUGCAUUAAGGGCACGUAUGAUGCUCGAGAACAUGAAGGACUUGUCAUUCCAUCUUGCUCACACUACCGCCG